GCUGCCACUAGGCAGGUUCCUCCUCUUCAAGAUGUCAUUCUCCGCCAAAGUAGUUCAACAUAGCAUCAACCAACUGCUCAUCAAUACUAUUAACGAUGCCGAAAGGAUACUACUCGAUUUGCCACAAGAUGGGGAUCGUGUCGAGGUUAUAACGUCAUCUUCCCAUGACUACUCAGAAACACAACCUGCGAAAUCAAAGCCAUACAAGACCACUUAUGACGUAGUUGAAGACAAGGUUUUACAAACACCGAGCCAGAAAUCAAGGAGAAAAGAUGACCAAAUAAGCGAAGACAAAGGUAGAACUACCUCGAGAUCCACUGGUUCAACGCUGUCUUUCACAACAUCGUCCCAACCCAGUUUACGGCCGUAUACGAAAGCGAACAAAGCAAGCAGCCCAUCAAAAUUUCGCAGAAUGUCAACUCCGAAUAAAGCUGAAGUUGUGCCUGGAUCUAUACAAGUCUCACCACUUCGACAAAUGGAAGGUGUCGCUAUUGACCUCGUAGUCUUGAUAAAAAUGCAAUCCGGUGGAUCAAGAACGGUCAACAUGCAAAUUGAAUGCCCACGUUUUGUGCCAAAACGAAUAAUGAUUGACGGAAAAUGGCAUGAUAUCGUUUAAAAACGAAAAUUCUCACAAAAAUACAUCAUCUCUUCAUAGGUCGUGACAAAAAAAUCACGCAACACUGCUUUGAUACUUGAAAAUAAAGUUUGAUUCAACA
Molecule: messenger RNA, 716 nt
Organism: Cylicocyclus nassatus
Lineage: Eukaryota; Metazoa; Nematoda; Chromadorea; Rhabditida; Strongylidae
Source: the annotation of a GenBank genome assembly